Messenger RNA from Medioppia subpectinata, 301 nucleotides. The record is from the annotation of a GenBank genome assembly. Lineage: Eukaryota; Metazoa; Arthropoda; Arachnida; Sarcoptiformes; Oppiidae.
AUCGACGUGAUUGAAGUGAACGAAGCGUUUGCCACACAGUUUGCCGCGUGUGAGAAGGAGUUGGGUUUAGAUCCGGCAAAGACUAACGUUAACGGAGGGGCCGUCGCUCUCGGGCACCCUGUGGGCGCGUCCGGCGCUCGCAUUACCGCCAAUUUGGUGUAUGAGCUGAAGAGACGUAACGGCCGGUACGCCAUCGGCUCGGCCUGUAUUGGCGGCGGACAGGGAAUCGCUAUUGUCAUCGAAAAUGUCAAAUAAACAAAAACAAUGGAUGUAAUCAUGUGUUAGAUUUUUUUAUCGGUAC